Molecule: messenger RNA, 2680 nt
Organism: Leptonychotes weddellii (Weddell seal)
Lineage: Eukaryota; Metazoa; Chordata; Mammalia; Carnivora; Phocidae
Source: RefSeq, a predicted model, not a curated record
UUUGAAAAUUGGGAAGGAGGACUUUUAAGGCUACUUCUGAUUUGCCAACACUGUCUACAGUCUGAAGCUGAGGUGACUGAAUGGGGCACACUUUUGGAGAAAUAAAAAUGCCUUCUCACUAUGUGAUGGCCUUGUUUGCACUGAUGAGUUCCUGUGUGGCCACUACAGGUCCGGAGCCCAGUACCCAGUGUGCGUUGUCGCCCGUCAAUGCCUCCCAUCCGGUGCAGGCCUUGAUGGAGAGCUUCACCGUCUUGUCAGGGUGUGCCAGCAGAGGGACAACGGGGCUGCCGCAGGAGGUGCACGUCCUGAACCUCCGUGCUGCUGACCCGGGGCUCAGCCAGCCCCAGAAAGAGGUCACUCUGCACCUCAAUCCUAUCUCCUCCGUCCACAUUCACCACAAGCCUGUCGUGUUCCUGCUCAACUCCCCACAGCCCCUGGUCUGGCAUCUGAAGACAGAGAGGCUUGCAGUUGGGGUCUCUAGACUUUUCUUGGUGUCUCAGGGUUCCAUGGUCCAAUUUUCAUCAGGAAACUUCUCCUUGUCAGCAGAAACAGAAGAAAGGAGCUUCCCCCAUGGAAAUGAACAUCUGUUAAAUUGGGCUCGAAAGGAGUACGGAGCAGUCACUUCAUUCACUGAACUCAAGAUAGCAAGAAACAUUUAUAUUAAAGUGGGAGAAGAUCAAGUGUUCCCUCCCACAUGCAACAUAGGGAAGAAUUUUCUCUCGCUCAAUUACCUUGCUGAGUACCUUCAGCCCAAAGCAGCAGAGGGUUGUGUGAUAUCCAGCCAGCCCCAGGAUAAGGAAGUACACAUCAUUGAGUUAAUUACCCCCAACUCUAACCCCUACAGUGCUUUCCAGGUGGACAUAAUAAUUGACAUAAGACCUUCUCGAAAGGACCUUGAGGUGGUCAAAAAUCUCAUCCUGAUCUUGAAGUGCAAGAAGUCUGUCAACUGGGUGAUCAAGUCUUUUGAUGUUAAGGGAAACCUGAAAGUUGUUGCUCCUAACAGUAUUGGCUUUGGGAAAGAGAGUGAAAGAUCCAUGAUAAUGACCAAAUCAAUAAGAGAUGACAUUCCUUCAACCCAAGAGAAUCUGGUCAAGUGGGCUUUGGACAACGGCUAUAGUCCAGUAACAUCAUAUACAGUGGCUCCUGUGGCUAAUAGAUUCCAUCUUCAGCUUGAAAACAAUGAGGAAAUGAGAGAUGAGGAAGUCCAUACCAUCCCUCCUGAGCUACGGAUCUUGCUGGACCCUGUCCCCCUGCCUGCCCUGGAGAACCCACCCAUCCGAGGAGGCGGAGGCCGAAAUGGAGGUUUCCCCUUUCCUUUCCCCGACAUCUCCAGGAGAGGCCAGAAGGAAGGAGGAGAAGAUGGGAUCCCCCGGCCAAAGACCCCGGUCAUCCCCAGCAUACAACUGUUUCCUGAUCCCACAGAGCCCGAGGAGGUGCAAGGGAACAUGGAGGUUGCCCUGUCAGUCAGAUGUGAUGAUGAGAAGAUGAUCGUGGCUGUGGAAAAAGAUUCUUUUCAGGCCAACAGCUACUCAGGGAUGGAGCUCACCCUGUUGGAUCCUACCUGCAAGGCCAAGAUGAAUGGCACCCACUUCAUUUUGGAGUCUCCCCUGAAUGGCUGUGGUACUCGUCACCGGCGGUCAGCCCCAGAUGGUGUGGUUUACUAUAAUUCCAUUGUGAUACAGGUUCCGUCACCUGGAGAUAGUAGUGGCUGGCCAGAUGGUUACGAAGAUCUGGAGUCAGGCGAUAAUGGAUUUCCAGGAGAUAUGGACGAAGGCGAUACCUCCUUCUUCAGCCGACCUGAAAUUGUGGUGUUUAAUUGCAGCCUGCGGCAGGUGGGGAAUCCCAAUAGCUUCCAGGACCCACCCAACAGAAACAUCACUUUCAACAUGGAGCUGUACAACACUGACCUCUUUCUCGUGCCCUCUCAGGGGGUCUUCUCCGUGGCAGAGAAUGGACACAUUUAUGUUGAGGUAUCUGUUACUAAGGCUGACCAAGAAUUGGGAUUUGCCAUCCAAACGUGCUUUAUCUCUCCAUAUUCAAACCCUGAUAGGAUGUCUGAUUACACCAUCAUUGAAAACAUUUGUCCUAAAGACGAAUCUGUGAAAUUUUACAAUCCCAAGAGGGUGCACUUUCCUAUCCCACAAGCUGAGAUGGACAAGAAGCGAUUCAGCUUUGUGUUUAAGUCCAUUUUCAACACCUCACUGCUCUUUCUACAAUGUGAGCUCACGUUGUGCACCAAGAAGGAAAAAGACCCCCAGAAGUUACCUAAGUGUGUGCCCCCGGAUGAAGCCUGCACCUCACUGGACGCCUCAAUGAUCUGGGCCAUGAUGCAGAAUAAGAAGACAUUCACCAGGCCCCUCGCUGUGAUCCACCAACAAGUAGAAGCUAAAGAAACAGGUCCAAGCAUUAAGGAACCGAGUCCAAUUUCUCCACCAGUUUUCCACGGUCUGGACACCCUCACCGUGAUGGGCAUUGCGUUUGCGGCGUUUGUGAUCGGAGCGCUCCUGACGGGGGCCCUGUGGUACAUCUAUUCUCACACAGGGGAGACGGCGGGCAGGCAGCAAGUCCCCACGACGCCGCCGGCCUCGGAGAACAGCAGUGCGGCGCCCAGCAUCGGCAGCACGCAGAGCACGCCCUGCUCCAGCAGCAGCGCCGCCUAGCCGUGGCGCCGCCAGCGCCA